AUGAAGAAUCCAUUUACUUUGCAUGUUAAGAAUCGGACAGUCAACUUUGAUCAUAUUAGGGAUCUCAAACUUCGAAGAAGGCGCGUUCUUGAUGAACUUGAUAGAACACAUUUCCAAUGGCUAGUAGUGUUUGUAGCUGGUGUUGGCUUCUUGGCCGAUGGAUAUGAUAUCUAUGCAGCCUCCCUCACAAUCCCCAUGCUCAACCAUGUAUACUGGAACAACCAAAUGGGUACCAACAUCGAAGCAUCGCUCAACGCUGCAGUCCUCGCCGGAACAGUCAUUGGUCAACUCGGCUUCGGAAUCUUUGCGGAUGUCUUUGGUCGCAAGUCCAUGUAUGGUCUUGAACUUCUUAUAAUCAUUGGAUCGACUGUGGGUAUAACAAUGUCUUCGCCUGGAACAGCUGGGUCAAUGGAUUUGCUGGGGUGGCUUAUAUCAUGGAGGGUACUACUCGGCGUGGGAAUAGGUGGCGAUUACCCAUUAAGUGCUGUGAUCACCUCCGAGUUUGCUCCUACGAGGAGCCGGGGGAGGAUGUUGGCGAGUGUUUUCUUCAUGCAACCCUUUGGCUACUUGCUUGCGACGGUUGUGUGUAUCAUUGCAUUGGCGGCGUAUAAGCCGCAUCUUACACAGCUCAGCACGGAUGGUAAUAUGACGUGCGUCAAUGAUGAAUGUCGUCGCGCAUUGGAUAGUGUGUGGAGAUGGGUGAUUGGCCUUGGCACUAUACCUGCUGCAUUGGCUAUCUUUCUGCGAUUCAGUAUUCCGGAGAGUCCAAGAUAUACGAUUGAGGUGCUGAAUCGACCGGAUGAAGCCUUGGAGGAUGUUAACGAUAUGGAUCUGCCUACUGUGUCGUCUCCAACACCUCAUGAGGGUGGUGUCGAUGCGAAUGUGCAUGAUAUGGAGAUGAAUCAUGAUCAGCAUGUUCCUGACUUUGAUGAGCAUGUCAUGCAUGAAGAUGAUGAUCCUCUGGACGGUGAGCAUGCUGCUGAGCAAAGGAGCUGGAUAUCAAGUCCCGGAUCACCAACGUUUCGCGACGCAUCCUCGACCACCGCGGUCGAUGAGACAGUAAGCCAUCAUGUUAGCUCGGCCCAAUAUCUCUCAGCCACCGAAAUGCACAGUCCUACUUUUACCAGCAAUGGUGAGGUAUCCUUCACACGAGCACCAAUAGCAAAUAACGACCGACCACCUUCAUCCGCCUUGAGCCCGACAAUGCUCAGCCGUCAAUCGUCUCACGAAAGCGGCAGCUCAUCAUCCGAAAGUGACGGAGCCGAUGUUGAAAGCCGAAACGUCUGGGCCAUUUAUCGCUCCGGCUUGAACCAAUACCUCUGGGAAAAGGGCCAUUGGGUUGUGCUUCUAGGCACGUCGAUGACAUGGUUCUGUUUCGAUUUUGCAUUCUACGUUAUGGGACCCAAUUCAUAUCAAGUCGUCAGCAAAGUCUUCAACACUUCCUCUCGCGAUGGGCAAGACGUUUACACUAACCUCAUGACGGAAUCGUGGCAUUCGCUCGUGAUUGUUUCACUUGGAGCAAUACUAGGAGGCAUAUGCAUGAUUUACCUAGUUGGACGCAUCUCGCCCCGCAAACUCCAGCUCGCCGGGUUUCUAAUCGUGUUCGUUCUUUUCAUCGUCGUCGGUCUAGUAUUUCGGUUCCUCUCCGCGCCGUCUCGAACGCCGCUCGUCGUGUUUCUAUACGUCAUUUCCAUGAUCUUUUUCCAAAUCGGACCAAACUUCACAACGUAUAUCAUCCCCUCAGAGUUGUUUCCAACUCAACUACGUUGCACGGCAGUAGGCAUAUCUGCCGCUGCGGGCAAAACGGCCGCUGUGAUUGUGCAGAUAUUUGCUUCAUUAUCUCGCCUGGGACCUCAUGGAGAUUCAAAUGAGUUUGGAUACGGGAUUAUUGUGUUUAGUGCUUUUAUGUUAAUUGGUGCUGCACUUACGAAGUGGUUGACACCCGAGACGAGAGCGGAUGGUAUGAAGCCUGUGCCGUUGGAGAAGUUGGAGUAUGCUGGUCCAAAGUGGCCAGUCAAGUCCCGCAAAUCAAGGAAUAAAGAGGAAGUUUGUAUGGAAGUUACCAAUGCGGAGAAUCAUAAUGGUGCAUCAGGUUUUGUUCAUUGA
Molecule: messenger RNA, 2106 nt
Organism: Talaromyces stipitatus ATCC 10500
Lineage: Eukaryota; Fungi; Ascomycota; Eurotiomycetes; Eurotiales; Trichocomaceae
Product: sugar transporter, putative
Exons: 3
Coding region: 1-2106 (701 amino acids)
Biological process (GO): transmembrane transport
Cellular component (GO): membrane
Molecular function (GO): transmembrane transporter activity
Source: RefSeq, a predicted model, not a curated record